AUGGCAUCUGAACCUGAAACCACACCUCAUAUUCCAUCAAAAGUGUUCACUUCAUCAACUUCUUCCACACCACCAACCUCUUCCACAACUGUGGCCUCUUCAACUGAAACCACACCUCAGAUUACAUCAACAGCUUCCAGUUCAACAGCCUCCAAAAAACAGGUCACCUCCUCAUCUAACUCCCCUACCACUCUAACAACUUUGGCCUCUUCCACUGAAUCCACAACUCAGAAAAUAUCAAUAUUGACCACUUCAACAUCAUCCACAACACAAAUCACCACUUCAGCCAACUCAACAACAACUGCUACAACUUUGGCCUCUAUGCCUGUGACCACACCUCAGAUUCCAUCAAAAGUGUUCAUUUCAUCAAUUUCAUCCACACCAUCAACCUCUGCCUCAACCAUGGCCUCUUCAAAUGCAACCACACCUCAGAUUACAUCAACAGGUUCCAGUUCAGCAGCAUCCACAAAACAGGUCACCUCUUCAUCUAACUCCCCUUCCACUCCAAUAACUUUGGCCUCUACACCUCAAACCACAUUUCAGAUUACAUCAAAAGUGGUGACUCCAUCAAUUUCAUCCACCCCACCAACCUCUGCCACAAUAGUGGCAACUUCAACUGAAUCCACACCUCAGAAAACAUCAAGUGUGUCCACUUCCUCAUCUUCUACACUAGAUAUCAGCACUUCAUCCACACCACCAACCUCUGCCACAACCGUGGCACCUUCAACUGAAUCCACAUCUCAGAAAACUUCAACAGAUACCAGUUCAACACCAUCCACAAAACAGAUCACCUCUUCAUCUAACUCCCCUACAACUCCAUCAACUUUAGCCUCUUCAACUGAAUCCACAACUCAGAAAACAUCAAGUGUGUCCACUUCCUCAUCUUCUACUCUAGAUAUCAGCACUUCAUCCACACCACCAACCUCUGCCACAACCGUGGCAAUUUCAACUGAAUCCACACCUCAGAAAACUUCAACAGAUACCAGUUCAACACCAUCCACAAAACAGGUCACCUCUUCAUCUAACUCCCUUACAACUCCAACAACUUUGGCCUCUUCAACUGUAUCCACAACUCUGAUAACAUCAACAGUGACCACUUCAACAGCAUCCACAAAACAAAUCACCACUUCAGCCAACUCAACAACAACUGCUACAACUUUGGCCUCUAUGCCUGUGACCACACCUCAGAUUCCAUCAAAAGUGUUCAUUUCAUCAAUUUCAUCCACACCACCAACCUCUGCCUCAACCAUGGCCUCUUCAAAUGCAACCACACCUCAGAUUACAUCAACAGGUUCCAGUUCAGCAGCAUCCACAAAACAGGUCACCUCUUCAUCUAACUCCCCUUCCACUCCAAUAACUUUGGCCUCUACAUCUCAAACCACAUUUCAGAUUACAUCAAAAGUGGUGACUCCAUCAAUUUCAUCCACACCACCAACCAAAACAUCAAAGGGGUCUACUUCCUCAUCUUCUACACUAGAUAUCAGCACUUCAUCCACACCACCAACCUCUGCCACAACCGUGGCACCUUCAACUGAAUCCACAUCUCAGAAAACUUCAACAGAUACCAGUUCAACACCAUCCACAAAACAGAUCACCUCUUCAUCUAACUCCCCUACAACUCCAUCAACUUUAGCCUCUUCAACUGAAUCCACAACUCAGAAAACAUCAAGUGUGUCCACUUCCUCAUCUUCUACUCUAGAUAUCAGCACUUCAUCCACACCACCAACCUCUGCCACAACCGUGGCAACUUCAACUGAAUCCACACCUCAGAAAACUUCAACAGAUACCAGUUCAACACCAUCCACAAAACAGGUCACCUCUUCAUCUAACUCCCCUACAACUCCAACAACUUUGGCCUCUUCAACUGUAUCCACAACUCUGAUAACAUCAACAGUGACCACUUCAACAGCAUCCACAAAACAAAUCACCACUUCAGCCAACCCAACAACCACUCCUACAACUGUGGCCUCUUCAACUGAAACCACACCUGAGAUUUCCUUAAUAGGUUCCACUUCAGCAGCAUCCACAAAGCCGCUCACCUCUUCAUCUAAUUCUUCAACAACUGCCACAAAUUUGGCCUCUACACCUGAAACCACACCUCAGAUUACAUCAACAGGUUCCAGUUCAACAGCAUCUACAAAACAGGUCACCUCUUCAUCUAAAUCCCCUACCUCGCCAAUAACUUUGGCCUCUUCAACUGAAUCCAAAACUCAGAAAACAUCAACAGCGACCACUUCAACAGCAUCCACAAAACAAUUCACCACUUCAGCCAACCCAACAACCACUCCCUCAACUGUGGCCUCUUCAACUGCAAUGACACCUCAGAUUACAUCAAUAGAUUCCAUCAAAAGUGUUCACUUCAUCAAUUUCAUCCACACCACCAACCUCUUCCACAACUGUGGCCUCUUCAAAUGCAACCACACCUCAGAUUACAUCAACAGGUUCCAGUUCAGCAGCAUCCACAAAACAGAAAACAUCAAGUGUGUCCACUUCCUCAUCUUCUACACUAGAUAUCAGCACUUCAUCCACACCACCAAUCUCUGCCACAACCGUGGCACCUUCAACUGA
Molecule: messenger RNA, 2568 nt
Organism: Electrophorus electricus (electric eel)
Lineage: Eukaryota; Metazoa; Chordata; Actinopteri; Gymnotiformes; Gymnotidae
Source: RefSeq, a predicted model, not a curated record